AUUCCUUUUCCUUCUAUUGUUUCCCAAAACAAAUGCUUCUUCGUAGCAUUACACUCUUCUCAAGAACCAUUUUCCCAUCCUCUACUGUCACUGCUACUGCCCCGAAACACAUCACAUUCUACAGAAUGUCGUCGUCAACUUCGCCUUCAUCAACACAGCAUAUACAUGAGCAAUCUGUUAAGGAAUCUCAUUCGCAAAACAACAGUAAUAAUGAAAAUCAGGAUGGCAACAAGACUGUACUAGCUCUACCUGCGCCAGGAAAGGCUGACAAUGGCGCUAACCAGUUGGAGGUCAAUGGCCAAGACCUCAAGCUGGAUAUUCUAGGGCCUGUUGUCGUUAAUGAAGACGGAACUAUGUCUAGGAUAGAUAACUGGCAUGAAAUGGCUGAAAUUGAAAAAGCGAACGUUCGCAGGAUUCUAUUGAAAAGAAAUGCUCAACGCCUGGAGCGUCUACGAGCAGAGCAGAAUAAGGAAGGAGAGAGUGUUCAAUAAGAUAGGAGACAAUCCAAUAAAUUAUUCUUUUUCAGGCCAC
Messenger RNA from Lobosporangium transversale, 531 nucleotides. RefSeq lists its product as hypothetical. Lineage: Eukaryota; Fungi; Mortierellomycota; Mortierellomycetes; Mortierellales; Mortierellaceae. The transcript is spliced from 2 exons. The record is from RefSeq and is a predicted model, not a curated record. Bases 33 to 491 code for a protein of 152 amino acids.